CUGCUUUUCAUACGUCAAUCGAUCAUUUACGGUUGUGAGUUCAGUAACCUAGCCUUUGAGUGAAUGUGAGGCUGAGCGAGCGUUUAUAUGAGAAAAAGUUUACCCCUUUUCCCGAGCCAAAAGCGCUCGCAUGGUCUAAUUGUCUCGCCUUAACCGAGAUGACCCGGCUGGGCGAGCUAUUGUGCCGGUUUAUAUGGAGAACAGUUGGCCCGGCUUGGAGGGUGUACACCUCGUUUUACGUCUUAACCCACUCCCUUUCAUGUCUUUCAGUGCCGUUUCAACAACAAGAACAUCAUUUAUUGGCAAAAAUAAAAUAG
Porites evermanni is the source of this 317-nucleotide messenger RNA. The record is from the annotation of a GenBank genome assembly. Lineage: Eukaryota; Metazoa; Cnidaria; Anthozoa; Scleractinia; Poritidae.